This is a messenger RNA of Rhododendron vialii, 1635 nucleotides long. Its product is annotated as syntaxin-121. Gene Ontology annotation, cellular component: plasma membrane; endomembrane system; SNARE complex. The coding region runs from base 377 to 1294 and encodes 305 amino acids. The transcript has 3 exons. Gene Ontology annotation, biological process: vesicle fusion; intracellular protein transport; exocytosis. The record is from RefSeq and is a predicted model, not a curated record. Gene Ontology annotation, molecular function: SNARE binding; SNAP receptor activity. NCBI's taxonomy places the organism in Eukaryota, Viridiplantae, Streptophyta, Magnoliopsida, Ericales, Ericaceae.
AAUCCGCCCGCCACGCGCUCUCUCUUCUCUCUCUCUCUAAAAAACGUCUCUCUCUCUCUCUCUAAAAAACUCGUCUUCUGACUCUUCUCCCUCAUACCAAUUCCGACUCCCCUGUGCAUUAACUUCCCCAUACCCAAGCCCAACUCCAAUUCCAUUUAUUCAUCACAUCACACUCCCCAUACCCAUAUUCAUAUACACAACAUAUAAAUCUAGAGAGAGAGAGAGAGAGAGAGAGAGAGAGAAUAAUUUCUGUUAAUUCUCGUACGAUCAUCGGUACUUCCCCAAUCGAAUCCGACACAAAGACGAACUCUGUUCGUUUCGAGUCUCUAGAACCAACCCAUCUCUCCGUACGGUCCACAAUAAAGUUUCGCUCAACAUGAACGAUCUCUUCUCCAGCUCCUUCGCUCGGUUCCGGAGCGAAGACCAGUCUCCGCCCCACAGUACCGUCCAGAUGUCCGGCUUCCCUGCGGCGGCCACCUCCGGCGUCAACCUCGACAAGUUCUUCGAAGACGUGGAAGGCGUCAAGGACGACCUGAGGGACCUCGAGACGCUGUACGCCAGCCUCCAGGCCGCCCACGACCAGUCCAAGACCCUGCUCAGCGCCAAGGGCGUCCGAGACCUCCGAUCCAAGAUGGACGGCGACGUCACGUCGGCGCUGAAGAAGGCCAAGGUGAUCAAGGUCCGUCUCGAGGCGCUGGACCGGAACAACGCCGCGAACCGGAGCGUGCCCGGGUGUGGGCCGGGGAGCUCCUCGGACCGGACUCGGACUUCGGUCGUCAACGGGCUCCGGAAGAAGCUGCAGGACUCGAUGAACUCGUUUAAUGAUCUGCGGGGGAGGAUUGGAUCGGAGUACAAGGAAACGGUGCGGCGGAGGUAUUACACGGUGACGGGAGAGAGCGCGGACGAGUCGGUCGUGGACCGGCUGAUAUCGACGGGGGAGAGCGAGACGUUUUUGGCAAAAGCGAUACAGGAGCAGGGGAGGGGGAAGGUUAUGGAUACCAUCAUGGAGAUUCAGGAGAGACACGAGGGGGUUAAGGAGAUUGAAAAGAAUUUGAAGGAGCUUAACCAGGUGUUUCUCGACAUGGCGGUGCUGGUGGAGGCGCAAGGUGAACAAAUCGACGACAUAGAGAGCCAGGUGAAUCGGGCCAGCUCCUUCGUUAGGACAGGAGCCCAGCAGCUGGAGGUUGCUCGGAAGCACCAGAAGAAUACCCGCAAGUGGACUUUCAUUGCCAUUGUUAUCCUCCUCAUUAUCAUCCUCUUUGUGGUUCUGUUCUCUGUGGAGCCAUGGAAAUAAACUAAAGAGCCCUUUGGAUUUGGAGGUCUGGUCCAUGGUCUUAUCUUGCACCUCAUUGCAAUACCAGUCGGGGCACGAACAGGGAUUGUGUGUUUUUUUUUUUGAAAUGGGCUAAAUUUGACGAGGACGACGAAAUGGGGUUGAUUUGUUAAUUCUAUGGAAUUAGGAGGGGUGCUGGUGUUUGGGUUUGUUCUUCUCUCUUUAUUUCUUUCUUUUCUUUUUUGUCUUUUUGUUUUUUUUUUUUUGAAAAGAAUGUAUUUUUUUGGAUCCUUGCAUUCGUAAGUAUUAGUGUACGAUCACCUUUACUAUUGAAUCUCAUUUUAUAUACUUCUACUUCUCUU